AUGACAGCGCGUGUGCUGGAGGUCGAAGGCCAAUUCUUGUAUCUCCCGGGAUGCAUGAUCAUGUCCUUCGAUGAUCCCACCACCCGCACGGCUGAGGUCAAGCUCGUCCGCAUGGUCCAGGGCGUAGAUCUAGGUCGCCUAGCGGAGACUCACAACGUGUAUAAGAACGUUGUCCACGACCUAGUAGGGGUUGAAGAAGCUAGCCAGGAACUGGACAGCAUCAUGCAGCGCUCUCCGCGCUUUAACAAGUGGCUCUUGGUCCCUGCAUAUGGGCUGGCUAGUGUCGCCGUGGGUCCAUUCGCAUUUGAUGCCCGACCGAUUGAUAUGCCCAUCUGUUUCUUUCUAGGAUCCCUGGUCGGAUUUAUGCAACAUGUCCUAGCACCCAAAUCCGUGCUGUAUUCGAAUGUGUUCGAGGUGUCGGCGGCCGUUUUGACGUCCUUCCUCGCGCGUGCAUUUGGCUCCAUCAAGUCUCCCUUCGGGGGCGAGGAGUACCUUUUCUGUUUCUCGGCCCUCGCCCAAUCCUCGAUCGCUCUCAUCCUUCCUGGUUUCAUGGUGCUGUGUAGCAGUCUGGAACUGCAGUCACACCAGAUGAUUGCGGGGUCGAUCCGUAUGGUCUACGCUAUUAUUUACUCGCUCUUCCUUGGUUAUGGAAUCACGGUGGGCACGACAAUCUACGGGCUUCUCGAUGGUGCUGCCAACUCUCAGACGACGUGCAAGCGGCUGGACGUGUGGGGCAGCGAGUACAUUCAGCAUUUUGUCUUCGUGCCGGUCUACGUCGUCUUCCUCGCCAUCAUUAACCAAGCCAAGUGGAAGCAGGUACCGACAAUGAUCGUCAUAGCGAUUUGUGGAUACGUUACCAAUUAUUUCAGCACCAAAAAGCUGGGCUCCAAUUCGGAAGUCGCCAAUACGGUGGGUGCGUUCACGGUCGGGCUGCUUGGCAACUUGUACAGUCGACUCUGGCAUGGGCAUGCCGCCACUGCCAUUCUUCCCGGGAUCUUUGUGCUCGUCCCAUCCGGCUUGGCCUCGAGUGGCUCGCUGAUGGCCGGUAUUACGUACGCCAACGAGGUACGAGAAAAUCUAGCCAAAUCGAACAGCAGCGACACCCUCAACAGUGCUAGUCAGGAUACAUCGAUCGCCAGCUUGGGAUUCGGUAUGAUCCAGGUCGCCAUCGGUAUCACCGUCGGCUUGUUCAUUGCUGCUCUGGUCGUUUACCCCUUUGGAAAACGACGCAGCGGUCUUUUCAGUUUCUAA
This is a messenger RNA of Aspergillus oryzae RIB40, 1251 nucleotides long. Its product is annotated as threonine/serine exporter family protein. The record is from RefSeq and is a predicted model, not a curated record. Gene Ontology annotation, molecular function: transmembrane transporter activity. NCBI's taxonomy places the organism in Eukaryota, Fungi, Ascomycota, Eurotiomycetes, Eurotiales, Aspergillaceae. Gene Ontology annotation, biological process: transmembrane transport. The coding region runs from base 1 to 1251 and encodes 416 amino acids. The transcript has a single exon.